CCAAAGGACCAGGGGCAGGUUGAGUAGUCGCACCGAGCUCGGCAGCGAUGGAGUCGCACAGAGACGCUCUUUUUCCGACGGAUCUGGAUCCAGUGAAUGCGGACGCGAAGGAUGUCUGAAUCCGUAUAAUAUUAGGGGGUAACCCUCCGUUUUCACAUCCCCUACCAGUACACACAAAUAGGAUACGGGGUUGCAGUCAUGGCUGAACCUUUACUUAGAAGGACUUUCUCUCGGCUCCGCGGCAAGGAGAAAUUCCGCAGAAAAACAGAUCCGAAACUGGGGGAUAUCCCUGGGAAAACAGAUUUCCUACAAAGCUCUUCGUCAUCAUCGUCAUCUUCAGCAGUACAAGCUGAACCUCUCCCUACAGAGGACACCAGCAGACGUGGUCCUCUGAUCACAGUUGCCAAAAAACAGAACUGGGCCAAGCUUUCCUUAUCCCGGGACUCGCCAAGCACAGAGGGUCAACAUAGCCUGGGCUCUCGGGCUCCCAACUGGGAGAGCUGCUCAGGAAAAGCCCAAGUCUCAAAGCAGGCCUGGAGCCAAAAGACUCUGGGUGAGGAUGGCUUGGAAAGCAGACGUAAGGAUUUUGAGAGGGAACCGGGGUAUUGUGCUGCCUCUUGUGAGACACCCAGUGCAGCUUUGCCAGAAUUGACACAUCCAGUAGGGGGUUAUGCCGAGAUAUGCAUUUCCUCUAGCGGAGCGAAGCUUUCCGGGCAGGGGGCCUACCUCCAGACCCUCGACAGGAGCAGCCGAGCCUGGGUUCUCUCCACAGGAAAGCCCCAGGCUGCAGACGAGGCCUCCAGAUUACUCCCCAACUGUUUGACAGAAUGGAGGCAGGGGGCGGACAGGGAGAGCAACAUCUGGUAUAACCCCAUCCCGGAAGAGGAGGACUCGCGUUUCGGGGGGGGAGGUGGAAGCGCAGACUACGGGAACCCCUGGAGGAAGAGGGACGCGGAGGGAUCGCCAGAAAGCAAGAGAGACACCCAAACCCGGACCCAAAGAUGGGCGGGGUUACUCGGGAGCUCUGCUGCCAGUGGUGGGGGGUCCCGCUUAGAGAGCCAGGGCAGCAGUGGUGGUCAGUGCGUGCAGGGAAGCGCUGGCCCUGGGAGUGACUGUCAAACCAAAGAGCUCAUGGCGGAGUCCGCAGCAGUCAGCAAGAAGGAGCACCCAGAUGUGUCCCAGCAGGCCUCCCAGUUGGAAUCCCAGCAGGCAGGGGGCGGUAACAGUAGCAGCAGCGGCGGGAGUGAGGGUAACAGCACAGUGGCGGCCGGUCCCUCGGACAGUCCCGGCGCCCAGAAGAAAGGGGCCGGGGGCGGAGCCAGCAGCGUGAUGGACAAGAUCAAGUCCCCGGGGACGGUGCGGAGGCUCUCGAUGAAGAUGCGCAAGCUGCCCGAGCUGCGGAGGAAGCUGAGCCUACGCUCGUCCCGCACCCAGCGCCACGGGCCGGGCCAGAACCCCCCAGACGGCACGUCCCCGCCCAACGCCCGCAAGGAGUCCUCGAACAAUGUCAUCAGCCGCUAUCACCUGGAUACCAGUGCCCCCGCCCGCCCCCUGCGGCGCUCCUCCCGGGGACGCUCCACCAGCAAAGGGGGUUACCUGAGCGACGGGGACUCCCCCGAGCUCCCGCCCAAGCAGGGGGCCGCCCCGUCGCCCGAGACCACCCCACCCCCCCCUCCCCACUCGGCCGGCGAGGCCGUCCCGGACGCGGGCUCCUUCCGGCCGUACUGCCUGUCGGAGCAGCCCCGGUGCGCGCAGCGGGUCUCGGGCCUCCUCACGGUGCACCUCCUUGGGCUGGAGGAGGUCCUGCGCUCCCCGAAGUCGGACACCAACAAGGAGGUGUUCUGCGCCAUCCAGGUGGAUGGGGUGACCCGGGCGCGCACCGCCUUGCUCACUUGCCGGGGCCCCACCCUCCUGCUCAACCACACCUUCAACCUGGAGCUGGAGCGGGCCAGGCUGCUCAAGCUGGUGGUCCUCACCCCGCACCCCUGCUCCACCCCUGCCCCGCCCACCACCGUGCCACCCGGCCCGACAGCCCCCACUCGAAACCGCGUCUGCUGUCUGGGGGCGGUGGCCAUACCCCCACUGUUCAGAGGCUCUCGCUCUCAGCAACUCUGUGUGAAACUGGAGCCGCGGGGGCUCCUUUACGUGAAGCUUACCCUCCUGGAGCAGUGGGAGCCCCCCUCCCCGCGGCCCAGCGACCUCCAGCCUCCCAGCGUCUUUGGCGUGGAGCUGCGCCACCUGGUGGACAACGAGGGCUCCACCGUCAAGGUGCCCCUGAUCAUCCAGAAAUGCGUGGCGGAGAUCGAGAAGAGAGGGCUGAAGGUGGUGGGUCUGUAUCGCCUGUGUGGCUCCGCGGCGGUGAAGAAGGAACUGAGAGACGCGUUUGAGAGAGACAGCGCGGCCAUCGCCCUGACGGAAGAGCUGUACCCCGACAUUAACGUCAUUACCGGCAUCCUGAAGGACUACCUGCGUGAGCUGCCAUCCCCACUGAUCACCAGGACCCUGUACGAGGUGGUGCUGGAGGCCAUGACCCUGCGGCCACCCCGCGCUGCCCCCUGCGGGACAAGCGCGGACAUGCAGCGGUCUCAGAGCACCGUCUCCCUGCUGCAGUGCCUCCCAGAGCCAGAGAAGGCUACCCUGGCUCUCCUCCUGGAUCACCUCAGCCUGGUGGCCUCCCACAGCGACAGUAACCGCAUGACGUGUCAGAACCUGGCUGUGUGCUUUGGCCCGGUUCUUCUCACACCCAGCCAGGAGUCAUGGAGGCCGGGGGCCCAGGCCGUGGGGGGGGCACCCCGAGGUGGCCGCAGCUUCACCCACAGCGAGGAGAUCGCCAGCGCGGUGGACUUCAAGAGGCACAUCGAGGCUCUGCACUACCUGCUGCAGCUCUGGCCUAUCCCCACAGGUCGAGCCCCAGACGAGCACCCCACCCAGACUCACACCUCUGAGCCGCCUUCCUCCACCCCGCCGGUAUCCCAGAGUUCCCUGCGGCGCCGGGGCCAGCGCCUGCCCCUGCGUCUGGACCUGCCCCAGGAUGCGGUGGUGUCCCGGCGGGGGCGGGGGCGCCUGGAGAGCCCCCCCUGCAACCGGUACGCAGGUGACUGGAGUGUGUGCGGCCGCGACUUCCUGUCCGGCACCGAGGCGGACUACGACGAGGUGGCGGGCACCGACAGCGAGGAUGAGGAGGAGGAAGAGGAGGAGAGGCCACAGGAGCCCCUGAAGAAGAGCGACUGGGACUCUCCGGGACCCCUCUACGUAGAUGAGUUUGCCCUGGGCCCCGACGCUCUGGACCUGGACGCCCCUUUCACCUGUAGACUGAGUCUGAAGGACUUUGACACGCUCAUCUCCGACCUGGAGAGGGAGCUGUCCAAGCAGAUCAACAUCUGUCUGUGAGAAAUCUGGGCGGGGCUGGGGGGGGGGG
This is a messenger RNA of Megalops cyprinoides (Indo-Pacific tarpon), 3418 nucleotides long. Its product is annotated as rho GTPase-activating protein SYDE1. Lineage: Eukaryota; Metazoa; Chordata; Actinopteri; Elopiformes; Megalopidae. The transcript has 8 exons. Bases 199 to 3390 code for a protein of 1063 amino acids. The record is from RefSeq and is a predicted model, not a curated record. Gene Ontology annotation, biological process: signal transduction.